Messenger RNA from Geodia barretti, 996 nucleotides. The record is from the annotation of a GenBank genome assembly. NCBI's taxonomy places the organism in Eukaryota, Metazoa, Porifera, Demospongiae, Tetractinellida, Geodiidae.
AUGGAUAAACCUGAGAAACAACCACAUAAAAAGGCGGCGAUGCACGUCGGUGUUCAAGGCAUCGGAACAUCUCCUAAAGAGUUGGCAUUCCUCGUACGCCACGGUGUAACGCACAUGGAUGCCUCCGUUGGGGAUACUGAAACCGAAACGCUGGUUCGACACAAAGCGGAAGCGGCAGAAGCGGGUGUCAGUCUUGAGAUGAUUCAUAUCGGGCUUCCAGGGAGCAUUACGCUUGCCCAAGAUCCGCAGCGCGAUACGGAUAUUGAUGCCGUUUGCAAAAUAAUCGAGAAUGCUGCAGCGGCUGGAUUGCGAGGAUUAAAUUAUAAUUUUUGCAUCCUAAACCAUCAGCGGACCGAGAGUACACCCGGACGUGGCGGCUCAAGUUACAGCACGUUUGACUUCUCCAAAUACGAUAACGAAACGCUUUCAGAGGCGGGUGAGGUGAGUCGCGAAGAAGCGUUUGAUCGGAUCGCGUAUUUCCUCGAGCGUGUGAUCCCCGUCGCUGAGGCAAACCGAAUCCAGAUGGCGUGCCACCCGAACGAUCCACCCGCGCCUGUUCUGAGAGGCGUUGAACGAUGGAAUUACCCCAUCUUUGACGGCUUAAAACGUUUCGCUGAAAUUGUGGAUAGCCCGUAUCACGGCUUUAAUUUCUGCUGUGGCACAGUGUCAGAGGGUUUAGAUGAUCCAGGCACUGAGUUCUACGAAAUCCUCCGCUAUUUUGGCGAGCAGAAGAAACUUUUCAACAUUCACUUUCGCAAUAUUCGCGGCGGACUGCACAACUUCCAAGAGGUAUGGCCCGACGAGGGACACUUGGACAUGCACAAGGUUGCAGAGACGCUUCGAGAUGUAGAAUACCCCUACAUGUUAAUGCCCGACCACGCACCAGGGCAUCCAGAUGAUCCAUCGCCACCCGGUGCUUCUGGUAGGGUUCGACAGGCGUGGGCAUUCCAGUUCGGAUACAUCAUCGCUCUGAUUCAGGCGGUAAACUCGGUAUAG